CUACUUCGGGGACCGGUUGCUGACCUGGGAGAAGCGAAACUUCCUGUGGCUUUUGGUCAGCACCGGGACCACAUCCAGCCGCCCACUCGUCCGGAACCGAUAGUCAACCUACGACAGUUGACCCACCACCGGUCAUUUCGACGACGGACGCCACCGCCGUUGAUGCUACGCCGCGUAGUGAGUUAGCUGGAGGAUUUUUUUUUUCGAACCGAAGCGGAACGAGUGUGGGAUGAGGAUCUACGACGGAGUUUCCAAGGUCCUCGGUCAUACUGUGGUGGCGCUGGUCAAUAACCGAAUCAGCGUCCGGUUGUACGACACCACGAUAGAGAUCGACUGCAUCGAGCAAGACGGCGAGAAGAUUUGUGCUGAUCCUCCGUUGGACGUGACACUGAAGGAGAAGACUUCCAUCCGAAGAACGCCGAACUGAGCAAACGACAUUGCGAUGCCAUGGACAGCUCAGGACGUUCGUACACGGACUUUAGGAGUUCGAUGGCCGGUGACGUCAACUUUGUGACCGGAUUCGGACGCACGCUGAAAGGCAGCCGCGAUCCAAUCAAGCAAAAGCAGGGCAUCAAGGUGUACGACCAGGAGCGGAGCCGGGCUAAGUUUGCCACAAAAAAUGGGGACAUGCGCCGGUGGAGACUUUGCCAAGGAGAUUCGGGCGGUCCGUUGAUGAAGCUGCAGAUGGUUUGAACGCUGGAGGGUGUGGUACGAGGGGUGAGACACAGUGA
Messenger RNA from Culex pipiens pallens (northern house mosquito), 731 nucleotides. Its product is annotated as CLIP domain-containing serine protease B9-like. Gene Ontology annotation, biological process: proteolysis. The transcript is spliced from 2 exons. Gene Ontology annotation, molecular function: serine-type endopeptidase activity. Bases 448 to 693 code for a protein of 81 amino acids. The record is from RefSeq and is a predicted model, not a curated record. Lineage: Eukaryota; Metazoa; Arthropoda; Insecta; Diptera; Culicidae.